Molecule: messenger RNA, 7077 nt
Organism: Exophiala spinifera
Lineage: Eukaryota; Fungi; Ascomycota; Eurotiomycetes; Chaetothyriales; Herpotrichiellaceae
Product: pre-mRNA-processing-splicing factor 8
Exons: 3
Coding region: 1-7077 (2358 amino acids)
Biological process (GO): mRNA splicing, via spliceosome; spliceosomal tri-snRNP complex assembly
Cellular component (GO): catalytic step 2 spliceosome; U5 snRNP
Molecular function (GO): pre-mRNA intronic binding; U2 snRNA binding; U1 snRNA binding
Source: RefSeq, a predicted model, not a curated record
AUGGCUUCAAUACCUCCUCCACCGCCUCCAGGAUGGAAUGCUGGCGCUCCUCCCCCGCCGCCUCCUGGUAUGGCGCCUCCACCACCUGGAUAUCGCCCGCCCGUGGAUCCUCGCGUCGCCAAAUUCGCCCAGAAGAAGAAAGAAUGGCUCCGGAGCCAGCGCAACCGAUUUAGCGAGAAGCGGAAGGGCGGUUUCGUCGAGACGCAAAAAGCCGAUAUGCCACCCGAGCAUCUGAGGAAAAUUGUCAAGGAUAUUGGCGAUGUCAGUCAAAAGAAGUUCAGCAGCGACAAGCGCAGUUAUCUUGGUGCUCUGAAGUACAUGCCUCAUGCCGUCUUCAAGCUCUUGGAGAAUAUGCCCAUGCCCUGGGAGAGUGCAAGGGAAGUCAAGGUCUUGUACCACGUCAAUGGAUGUCUGACCUUGGUCAACGAGAUACCCAGAGUGAUUGAGCCGGUCUUCCAUGCGCAAUGGGCCACAAUGUGGGUGUGCAUGAGACGGGAGAAGAGCGACAGACGGCACUUCAAGCGCAUGCGAUUUCCACCUUUCGAUGACGAAGAGCCGCCUCUAUCGUGGUCUGAGAACAUCGAGGAUGUCGAACCUCUGGAGCCCAUCCAGAUGGAAUUAGAUGAGAACGAAGACGGUCCUGUCUAUGAAUGGUUUUAUGACCAUCGGCCAUUGCUCGACACUCCUCAUGUCAACGGGCCAAGUUACAAAAAGUGGAAUUUGUCGUUACCGCAGAUGGCUACGCUGUAUCGGUUAUCUCAUCAGCUGCUCAGUGAUGUCGUCGACAAGAACUAUUUUCACAUGUUCGACCGGGAAAGCUUCUUCACCGCAAAGGCUUUGAAUGUUGCGAUUCCAGGAGGACCCCGCUUUGAACCGCUCUACAAGGAUAUUGAUCCGAACGAUGAAGACUUUGGCGAGUUCAACGCUAUCGAUCGCAUCAUUUUCAGAGCCCCCAUUCGAACGGAGUACAGAGUGGCGUUCCCAUACCUUUACAACUCCCUGCCGCGGAGUGUGAAGCUCUCGUGGUAUUCUCAUCCCCAGGUCGUCUACGUCCGAUCCGAAGACCCCAAUCUCCCGGCAUUCUACUUCGACCCUGUCAUUAACCCUAUCUCAUCUCGAUCAGUAGCACCAAAGAACAUUACCGUCAGCCACGAGGACGAGAUCUUUGGGCCAGGGAAUAAUGAAGAUGAUGAGUUCGAGCUUCCUGGGAACGUCGAGCCUUUCCUUGCUGAUGAGGAGUUGUACAACAAUGAGACAUCAUCUGCCAUUGCGUUGUGGUGGGCACCCUUCCCGUUCGAUCGCAGAUCCGGUAGAAUGGUUCGUGCUCAGGAUGUGCCCCUUGUCAAGCAGUGGUUCCUCGAGCACUGUCCGCCAGGCCAGCCGGUCAAAGUUAGGGUCUCAUAUCAGAAACUUCUCAAGUCAUACGUUCUGAACGAGUUACAUAAGAAAAAGCCAAAGGCACAAAACAAACAGGAUCUUCUGAAGACCCUGAAGCAGACCAAAUUCUUCCAGCAGACCACUAUCGAUUGGGUUGAAGCUGGACUACAAGUGUGCCGACAAGGUUUCAACAUGCUCAAUUUACUCAUCCACCGCAAGAACUUGACAUACCUACAUCUCGACUACAACUUCAACCUUAAGCCCGUCAAGACGCUAACGACCAAGGAACGAAAGAAGUCAAGAUUUGGCAACGCUUUCCACUUGAUGCGUGAAAUCCUCAGACUGACGAAGCUCAUCGUGGAUGCUCAAGUACAAUACAGACUGGGCAAUAUUGACGCUUUCCAACUUGCUGACGGUAUUCUGUAUGCCUUUAACCAUGUUGGACAGCUGACCGGCAUGUACCGAUACAAGUACAAGCUUAUGCACCAAAUACGAUCAUGCAAAGAUUUGAAGCAUUUGAUCUACUAUCGCUUCAACUCUGGGCCCGUUGGAAAAGGCCCUGGAUGCGGUUUCUGGGCACCUUCGUGGCGCGUCUGGCUGUUUUUCAUGAGAGGUAUCAUCCCUCUUCUGGAAAGAUGGCUAGGUAAUUUGUUGUCCAGACAAUUCGAAGGCCGACACAGUAAGGGCGUUGCUAAAACCGUCACCAAGCAGCGUGUUGAAUCACAUUUCGAUCUUGAGCUGCGUGCUUCAGUCAUGGCUGAUCUUAUGGACAUGAUGCCCGAGGGCAUCAGGCAGAACAAGGUCAAUACAGUCCUUCAACAUCUAUCAGAAGCAUGGCGUUGCUGGAAGAGUAAUAUCCCGUGGAAGGUACCUGGUCUGCCUGCACCAAUCGAGAACAUCAUCUUGCGAUACGUAAAGAGCAAAGCGGAUUGGUGGAUUUCCGUGGCGCAUUAUAACCGAGAACGAAUUCGACGAGGUGCUACCGUCGACAAGACGGUUGCAAAGAAGAACCUUGGCCGUCUGACGAGAUUAUGGCUCAAAGCUGAACAGGAACGGCAGCACAAUUACCUCAAGGAUGGACCUUACGUGUCGUCCGAAGAGGCUGUGGCGAUCUAUACUACCACUGUUCACUGGCUCGAAUCACGAAAGUUCAUGCCUAUUCCGUUCCCAAGCGUUUCUUACAAGCACGACACAAAGAUUCUCAUUCUUGCUCUCGAAAGACUGAGAGAAGCAUACUCGGUCAAAGGCAGACUUAACCAAAGUCAACGAGAGGAGCUUGCCCUCAUCGAACAGGCCUACGACUCCCCUGGAACGACUCUUGCCAGAAUCAAGCGCUUCUUGCUCACGCAGCGAGCGUUCAAAGAAGUUGGUAUCGAUAUGAACGACAACUACAGCUCCAUCAAUCCUGUCUAUGACGUCGAGCCAAUCGAGAAGAUCACCGAUGCAUAUCUGGAUCAGUAUCUAUGGUAUCAAGCCUCCGAGCGGAAACUGUUCCCGUCCUGGGUCAAGCCGUCAGAUUCUGAGGUUCCGCCUCUGUUGGUUUACAAGUGGGCGCAAGGUAUCAACAACCUCACCAAUGUCUGGGAGACAGCCGACGGGGAGUGCAAUGUGAUGAUCGAGACUCAACUAUCCAAGGUCUACGAGAAAAUUGAUCUUACCUUGCUCAACCGUCUUCUGAGAUUGAUCAUGGAUCACAACUUGGCUGAUUAUAUCACGUCCAAGAACAAUGUCCAGCUGAACUACAAGGACAUGAACCAUACCAACAGCUAUGGUUUGAUCAGAGGCUUGCAGUUCUCGGGCUUUGUAUUCCAGUACUAUGGUCUGGUUAUUGACUUGCUUCUUCUUGGCCUGCAACGGGCGAGUGAACUUGCCGGGCCACCUAAUGCACCCAACGACUUCUUGCAAUUCCGUGAUCGAGAAACAGAGACCAGACAUCCCAUUCGACUGUACACCCGUUACAUUGAUAAGAUCUGGGUCUUCCUCAGAUUCAGCGCCGAAGACUCGAAAGACCUCAUCCAACGAUUUUUGACGGAGCAGCCCGAUCCCAACUUUGAGAACGUCAUUGGAUAUAAGAACAAGAAAUGCUGGCCUCGCGACUCUCGCAUGAGACUGAUGAGGCACGAUGUCAAUCUCGGCCGAGCGGUGUUUUGGGAUCUCAAGAACAGAUUGCCUCGUUCUAUCACCACAAUCGAAUGGGAUGACACCUUUGCCAGCGUGUACUCACGCGACAACCCGAACUUGCUCUUCUCUAUGUGUGGCUUCGAAGUCAGAAUCUUGCCCAAGAUUCGGAAUCCAAACGACGAAUUCCCAAUCAAGGACAGCGUCUGGGCUCUUUCCAACAACGAGACCAAAGAACGUACAGCUUAUGCGUUCUUGCAAGUCACUGAGGAAGACAUUCAGAAGUUCAACAACCGUAUUCGACAGAUCCUAAUGUCGUCGGGAAGCACGACUUUCACAAAGAUUGCGAACAAGUGGAACACAACGCUGAUCGCACUCUUUACGUACUACAGAGAAGCUGCUGUAUCGACAGUGAACCUGCUGGACACGAUUGUCAAGUGCGAGACGAAGAUUCAGACUCGUGUCAAGAUUGGUCUGAACUCGAAGAUGCCUUCUCGAUUCCCACCGGCGGUCUUCUACACCCCCAAGGAACUUGGAGGUCUUGGCAUGAUCUCUGGGUCUCACAUUCUCAUCCCGACCAGCGACAAGCGAUGGUUCAAACAGACUGAUACCGGCGUUACACAUUACCGUGCUGGUAUGUCUCACGACGAGGAGACUCUAAUCCCCAACAUUUUCCGUUACGUCGCCCCUUGGCAGAGUGAGUUCAUCGACUCACAACGUGUGUGGACCGAAUACUCCCAAAAGCGACUCGAAGCUCAACAACAGAACCGAAGACUAACCCUCGAAGAUUUGGAAGAUUCGUUCGACAGAGGUUUGCCAAGAAUCAACACCCUCUUCCAAAAAGACAGAAGCACAUUGUCCUUCGAUAAGGGUUUCCGAGCCCGGACUGAAUUCAAGCAGUAUCAGAUCAUGAAGAGCAACCCCUUCUGGUGGACUAGUCAGCGACAUGACGGCAAACUCUGGAAUCUCAACUCCUACAGAACCGAUGUUAUUCAAGCGCUGGGUGGUGUGGAAACCAUUCUCGAGCAUACCUUGUUCAAGGCAACGGCAUUUCCGUCCUGGGAGGGCCUCUUUUGGGAGCGAGCGAGUGGUUUUGAGGAAUCGAUGAAGUACAAAAAGCUCACCAACGCUCAGCGAUCCGGUCUCAAUCAGAUCCCCAAUCGACGAUUCACUUUGUGGUGGUCACCGACCAUUAACAGGGCCAACGUAUACGUCGGUUUCCAAGUCCAGCUCGAUCUCACAGGCAUUUUCCUUCACGGAAAGAUCCCUACGCUGAAGAUCUCCUUGAUCCAAAUCUUCCGGGCGCAUUUGUGGCAGAAAAUUCACGAGUCUGUCGUCAUGGAUUUGUGCCAGGUGUUUGACCAAGAGCUGGAGCAACUUGGUAUUGAAACUGUGCAGAAGGAGACGAUCCAUCCCCGAAAGUCGUACAAGAUGAACAGUUCUUGUGCAGAUAUUCUUCUGUUUGCCAGUCACAAGUGGAAUGUGACUCGGCCAUCACUUCUUUUUGACACCAAGGAUCAAAUUGAGGCCACGACUACUAACAAAAUGUGGAUCGAUGUUCAAUUGAGAUACGGAGACUAUGACUCCCACGAUAUCGAACGUUAUGUCCGUGCCAAGUAUCUCGAUUACACCACGGAUAGCAUGAGCAUCUACCCUUCGGCGACUGGCUUGAUGAUUGGUAUUGAUUUGGCUUACAACCUUUACUCAGCUUACGGUCAAUACUUCCCGGGUCUGAAGGCUCUUGUUCAGCAAGCUAUGGCGAAGAUCAUGAAGGCCAAUCCUGCUCUUUAUGUCCUGCGCGAACGUAUCAGAAAGGGUCUUCAACUGUAUGCUUCGGAAAGCACGCAAGAGUUCUUGAAUUCUCAGAAUUACUCCGAGUUGUUCAGCAAUCAGACUCAAUUGUUCAUCGACGAUACGAAUGUCUAUCGUGUCACUAUUCACAAGACAUUCGAGGGCAAUUUGACGACGAAACCCAUCAACGGUGCCAUCUUCAUCUUUAACCCGAGAACCGGUCAGCUUUUCCUGAAGAUCAUUCACACCAGUGUUUGGGCGGGUCAGAAGCGAUUAGGUCAAUUAGCCAAGUGGAAAACGGCAGAAGAAGUUGCUGCCCUCAUCAGAUCCCUUCCCGUGGAAGAACAACCGAAACAGCUUAUUGUCACCCGUAAGGGUCUGCUCGAUCCGUUGGAGGUUCACUUACUUGAUUUCCCGAACAUCUCUAUCAGAGCGUCUGAACUACAACUUCCGUUCCAAGCGGCGAUGAAAGUUGAGAAAUUGGCCGACAUGAUUCUACAAGCUAAAGAACCGCAGAUGGUGCUCUUUAACUUGUAUGACGAGUGGCUGAAGACCAUCUCUUCAUAUACUGCGUUCUCGAGACUGAUUCUGCUCCUGCGAGCAUUGCACGUCAACACCGACAAGACCAAAUUACUGCUGCGACCGGACAAGACGGUCAUCACACAGGCCCAUCACAUUUGGCCUUCGUUGUCGGACGAGGAUUGGGUCAAGGUCGAAGUGCAGCUCCGAGAUAUGAUCUUGAACGAUUAUGGCAAGAAGAACAACGUCAACGUUCAGAGUUUGACGAACAGUGAAAUCCGGGAUAUCAUUCUUGGUCAAGAAAUCGCAGCGCCUUCCAUGCAACGACAACAGGCCGCCGAGAUUGAGAAGCAGCAACAAGACCAGCAACAACUGACAGCGGUGACUACCAAGACCCAGAACGUCCGUGGCGAGGAGAUCAUCGUCACGACAACGUCUCAGUAUGAACAACAGUCCUUCGCGUCCAAGACCGAGUGGCGCACUCGGGCGAUUGCCACGACCAAUCUCCGCAAUCGUUCGAACAACAUCUACAUCUCCAGCGACGACAUCCACGAGGCCGAGGACGCGUACACGUACAUCAUGCCGAAGAACACGUUGAAGAAGUUUAUCGCCAUCGCAGACUUGCGUGUCCAGGUGGCCGGGUAUCUGUACGGGUCAUCUCCUCCGGACAACGACCAAGUCAAGGAGAUCCGGACGAUCGUCAUGGUCCCUCAGGUCGGCAGCACUCGCGAAGUCCAACUGCCUCACCAGCUGCCGCAGCACGAGUACCUGAAGAGCAUGGAGCCGUUGGGCAUCAUCCACACGACGUCGGGCAACGAAACGAGCUACAUGACCCCGGCGGACGUGACGCAGCACGCGCGUCUGAUGGCCCAGCACCCGUCGUGGGACAAGAAGACCAUCACCCUAACGGUGAGCUUCACGCCCGGCUCGGUUUCGCUGUCGGCCUGGUCCCUCACGCCCGCCGGGUACACGUGGGGCGCCAGCAACAAGGACACCCAGUCCGACAACCCGGCCGGGUUCUCGACCUCGUUCGGCGUCAAGACCCAGCUUCUCCUGUCGGACAAGAUCCGCGGAUACUUCCUGGUCCCCGAGACCGAGGUCUGGAACUACAGCUUCAUGGGCGCCGGCUUCUCCACGGUGGAAAAGAGACCCGUCUACGUCAAGAUCGACACGCCGAGACGCUUCUACGACGACAGGCACCGGCCUAUUCACUUCAGCAGUUUCAAUGAGUUGGAGGAUAUUUGGGCCGACAGGGAGGAUGUUUUUGCAUAA